Messenger RNA from Solea solea (common sole), 4300 nucleotides. RefSeq names its product vomeronasal type-2 receptor 26-like. Gene Ontology annotation, cellular component: membrane. NCBI's taxonomy places the organism in Eukaryota, Metazoa, Chordata, Actinopteri, Pleuronectiformes, Soleidae. Gene Ontology annotation, biological process: G protein-coupled receptor signaling pathway. The transcript has 2 exons. The record is from RefSeq and is a predicted model, not a curated record. Bases 3255 to 4244 code for a protein of 329 amino acids. Gene Ontology annotation, molecular function: G protein-coupled receptor activity.
UAGUUAUCCUUGAGCUAAACAACAUUUCCAGCUUUGGUGUGCGGCAUCUCCUCUGUCCAUUUUUGUCAAGUCUUUUGUCAAAACUGCUUCAAAUAUUUUGUGUGGAAAUUGCCAGAACGUGCUGAUUCUCUUCUACAAACCAACCAUGUGUUAUGAAUGUCAGGGCCAAACUGCCACGUGCAGGCUUUCUCUUGAGAGUAGUUGGUCAAUAUAGCAUCACUGUGGUCAGUGCUCAACUUAUUGCAAGCACCAACAAUUCUUGCUCCUGUCUGAAUGUAGAAAAAUGUUUGAAAUUGUAUUUGGACAUGGAUUCCAAAAGUUCCAUGUUGACAGCGCUUGUUGACAUGUAUGUGAAAGGCAUGACCCACUAUUUGCUGUCUGCACCGAUUCCUAAUGUGAGACGUGUUUUCACAUCAAGAAAAACAUUGAUGAAGGGUAGCAUUAGUGAGAGCCUGUCCACAGCAGAGUGGUUUACUGCGUUCUUUUAGAUCUGUAAGUGACAUAUUUGUAGAUAAUCACUCUCAUUGCUCCUUCUGUAAUCUGGUUGCCCCUCUGAGCUACUGUUGAGGGGAGAACAAGUGUGUUGCAUUCUCUUGCUCUUCAGGGUUGGAGACUGCUCCAGUCUCAGCAGCUGGAGUAGGUUCUCCACUUUUGGUCUGUGAGAACAGCUUAUAAGGUCUUAUCUGGUUGACGUGGACCUAAUAGUAUACCGGAGCCUGGUUUGGCACUGAGGUGCGGACUCUGUAAGCCACAGGUGAUAGCUUACCAACAACCUCAAAGUGGCUGGACAAACUUGGCAGGAAUUUCUUGGACACUCCUGCUGGCUUGGCAUACCUGAAGUAGAGGAUCUUCCCUCCUACUCACGUAUAGGUGCUUUCCUGUUGUAGAGGAACUUAACUGCUCUAGUGCUGACCUCCAUGUUCUUUUGGGCCCAUGCAAGUUGUUGCCAGGUGCACCUGCAGGUCAGUCGCUAGGAUGUCAAUUUUCCUCUAUAAUCCGAAUAUCAAAUUAUAUUUGAAUUUUUCAUUAAAAUUUUCAUACAUUUUAACUUAAUAUGUGGUUGCUACAUGCUCUGUCCACUGGGCCAUGCACUGGCGGCCUGCAGGUGCCUCUUGACAGCAUUAAUAUAAUUAGCCACAUUGUACGUGGUGAUGGAGAGCACUGACUCACGACUCACAUUUUACUCUCCUGAGUGUCGCCAAUGCAUCUGGCAAAGUAAACUGGGUGUGGCUCCCUGAUGGAAGAACUAAAAUUCAGAGAGUGGGUGAGGUUAAGAGGUCAGCCUUCAAAGGUGAAGUACUCACACUUGACACAUGUCUAUAAAAUGUGCGGUGACUGUCACAUAUGCCUCCGUGGCUACUCAGUUGGUGAUAGUCGUGCGUCUAGGAACCGUGUACCUUGGCUCAAGCUAUUGGAUGAAGUCUUUGAAACUGGACCCCUGCGAGAUGUUAAUCAUGUCUCAUGUCUUUGUAAAUAAAGCGUACUAUUUUGUCCCUUAUAGCAUUCGGGCAGCUGUGCGAUGUGGAGGGAGACAACAAUGACGUAAUUCUUGCCUGCUCUGACUUAAUCUCGCCGUUUGCCAGGGUCCAGUGAUGGCAGGUGUCCCUAAUGUAGCUUGAGUGAUAUUUCUUUUCGAUGUUGCAUAUUCUACAGAUUAUGAUAUCUUUAUUUGUAUUUUUCAGUUUGUUGAUGGAAAGCCAAAAACUUUCCACACAUGGCUUUUUAGAUGGUCAGGAGUGGUGACCUCUGUGGGUGUUUUAUCGCCAUUAUUUCAGAUUGAAUGUGAGAUUGUUGUGAUUCAGAAAACGUUAUUGUUCUGCGAGGAUCAUAUGUGACCAAAGCAUUUUGUUUUUCACAUGUGGAUAAGCAGAGGAAAUAGGGCCGGGCUUGAGUCACCAGGUUUUAACACGUGAAUUAAAAAGAUUACACAUUCGAACAACAUUCAAUUAUUAUUGAUUUCUUUAAAUAGUCAAAUUAAUUUGACUCCCAAAAUUCAUUCCAACAGCCCUUUCAGUUACAUAUUGACGUGAUGUCCUCAGGGUGGUACAUGAGGUGCAGCGGUAGUGUCAUUUCAAAACCCUUCAUCAUCUCGUAUGGUGUGACUCCGGUGUGGAGUGGCCGCCUGUGCCGGGGGGUUCCUCACCAGUUCUCCAAUGGUUCGGAGGACUAGGUAGACUGCCGGUCCACUGGCUUGAGCAUGCUGUCUGUUCUCUAGCCUGUCAGCCAGUGAUUGCAUUCACUGUGCAGGUUUGGGUAGCAGGUAGCCAUUCCGGGUUGAACUCCCACGUCGUGCCUUGCUCAGCUUCUAACUUGGCCAACUGGUCUGACCAUGAGUUCAGGCUUUUAUGGUCACAGUCUCACAUUAGCCCUCAGUAAGGCCUCAGCAGUCCAUAAAGACUGGGCCCAAACUCACAGCAUCUGCUUUGAUCUAUUUGAAUGAUGCUGCAACUCAAAUUAGUGAUGCUACAGUGCAGCACAGGAUCAUCCAUUUAUAAAAUCUAAAAUAUGCACAGCCUUCUUCCUUGGCCAGCAGCCUCUGACAAUAUAGCAUAGCAUCUUGCUAUCUGAAGUUAUGAUUUUAACAAAUCCUUCCACUUAUUCCAUUCUCAGUUCAGAGAGAAAAGCUUUUCCUUGCAUUUUCAGAGCCACAAAUUCCAAGGGGUCAUACAAACUUUUGACCAUGGCUUAGACACGUCUUUGAGUGUAUUGCUUUUGAAUGAAUAUGGUUCAUAGUUUGAAUGUGCUGUCUUGGGGAGCUUAACAGUAAUCAGUUCUUGCCCUUAUCUUGAAAAAAAUGUCUCUCCAUGAUGUCAAGAGACGCUUGAUCAUCCACUAAAACAACAACUUAUCAUUCCAUCUUUUCCGUUUUUUUGUCAAUGUUCCUCCUAAAAUGCUUUCUCGUGUAGAAAGAUAGAAAGCAACUGAGAUGAGAUGACAUGGUUCUCUUUGAUCAGGACUUUGUUUGGACAUGGGCAGAUGUACAACCAUAAUUUUCAGCACACAAACACUCGUUGGUUUACAAGCUGUUUCCAGGCAGGCUUUUCCCCCCACAAUGAUCCACACAAGGUCCAGCCACUAGUAUCACCAUCCACAAGGCUGAACAGACAUGCAACUGAAAAUGCAUAGCAACUGUGUGUGGACACGGAACAUGGAAACGUAAGGAGGGGUCCUCAUAAGACACAAUAACUGACUGAUGUUUCUCCACACAGCCUCCUCGGUCAGUGUGCAGUGAGAGCUGUCUUCCAGGUACCCGCAUGGCCAGAAAGAAGGGGGAACCUGAGUGUUGUUUUGAUUGUGUCCCUUGUUCUGAGGGAAAGAUCAGCAAUACAACUGACUCCAUGGAGUGCACCAGUUGUCCAGAAGAUUUCUGGUCUAGCCCCCAGCGUGACCACUGUGUUCCUAAGAAAACAGAGUUCCUCUCCUACCAUGAGCCUCUGGGUAUCUGCUUGACAACCACCUCACUGUUGGGCACAUUUAUCUGUGUUGUUGUUCUGGGCAUCUUCAUCCAUUACCACAGCACACCUUUAGUUCGUGCCAACAAUUCAGAACUCAGUUUUCUUCUCCUGGUCUCACUCAAAUUGUGUUUCUUGUGUUCGUUGCUCUUCAUUGGACGACCCAGAUUAUGGACUUGCCAACUAAGACAUGCAGCAUUUGGCAUCAGCUUUGUGCUUUGUGUCUCAUGUAUCCUGGUGAAAACCAUGGUGGUUCUGGCUGUGUUCAGGGCCUCCAAACCAGGAGGGGAGUCCAGCCUGAAAUGGUUUGGUGCUGUGCAGCAGAGAGGGACAGUUCUGGUUCUGACUUCGGUUCAAGCAGCAAUCUGCACUGCUUGGCUUGUCUCUGCUUCACCAGUGCCUCAUAAAAACACCCAGUAUCACAGUGACAAGAUAGUUUAUGAGUGUGCAGUUGGGUCCACAGUUGGUUUUGCAGUUUUACUUGGUUAUAUCGGUUUACUGGCUGUCGUUAGUUUUUUGUUAGCUUUUCUAGCAAGGAAUCUUCCAGACAGUUUCAAUGAGGCCAAACUCAUCACUUUCAGCAUGCUGAUCUUCUGUGCAGUGUGGGUGGCAUUUGUCCCUGCUUACAUUAACUCUCCAGGUAAAUAUGCAGAUGCAGUAGAGGUAUUUGCCAUCCUGGCUUCCAGCUUUGGCCUCUUGAUGGCGCUGUUUGGACCCAAAUGUUACAUGAUGCUAUUGAGACCAGAAAGAAACACAAAGAAAGCCAUCAUGGGCCGAGGCACCACAAAGUAAAACUGUCAGCACUGCUGUGUCUUUAUAUAUCCUCUGUAUUUUGGAAUUUACAAACA